Nicotiana tabacum (common tobacco) is the source of this 2548-nucleotide messenger RNA. Its product is annotated as zinc finger CCCH domain-containing protein 29. Gene Ontology annotation, molecular function: protein binding; metal ion binding. NCBI's taxonomy places the organism in Eukaryota, Viridiplantae, Streptophyta, Magnoliopsida, Solanales, Solanaceae. The record is from RefSeq and is a predicted model, not a curated record.
UCACUUUCCUCUUCCCUUCCUCCAUUUUCCUCCGACUCAUAUAUACCUCUGAACCCCUUCAGUCUUCUCUUCACAAAAAACUAAACAUAACAACCUAUUCUUUCAACUAAUUCAAUAUCCUCUUUUAUUUCUUCAACUUUCUACAAGAAACAAACUUUAUCCAUCUCUAAGGAAUUGAUGUGCAGUAGUUCAAAGAGUAAAGUUUGUCCUUUUGAUUUAAACAUGGAUAAGAAAGAUGGGGCUAGUAGAAAUUGCUCUAAAUUGCUUGAAUUGUCAGCUUCAGAUGAUCUUUCUGGCUUCAUAUGUGAAGUGGAGAAGGGUUGUGGUGUUGAUGAGUUAAGCUUUUGGUAUGGUAGAAAAUUCGGUUCGAAAAAGAUGGGUUUUGAAGAGAGAACUCCUUUAAUGAUUGCUUCUAUGUAUGGAAGUACUGAGGUUUUGAGGUUUAUUAUUGGAACUGGGAAAGUUGAUGUUAACAGAGCUUGUGGAUCUGAUGGUGCAACUGCUCUUCACUGUGCUGCAGCUGGUGGAUCUGAAUCGUCGAUUGAGGUCGUUAAGAUCUUGAUUGAUGCUUCGGCGGAUGUUAAUGCUUGUGAUUCAAGUGAAAACAGGCCAUGUGAAGUGAUUGCUUCUUACCCUAAGUGGUUGAGGAAUUCGAAAAGGAAAUCGCUCGAGCUGUUGUUGAAUGGUAGCUUGGCUGAGCUUGCUGAGCUGGAGGAAGAAGAAGGAAAAGCAGUGAUUCAGACAACGAAAGAAGGGAGCGAGAAGAAGGAGUACCCUAUUGAUACUUCCUUGCCGGAUAUAAACGAUGGGAUUUAUGGGAGUGAUGAUUUCAGGAUGUAUUGUUUCAAGGUUAAGCCUUGUUCUAGGGCUUAUUCUCAUGAUUGGACUGAAUGCCCUUUCGUUCAUCCAGGGGAGAACGCGAGGAGGCGUGACCCAAGAAAGUAUAACUAUACUUGUGUCCCGUGUCCUGAGUUCAAGAAAGGUGCCUGUGCAAAAGGUGAUUCUUGUGAGUAUGCUCAUGGUGUAUUUGAGUCAUGGCUUCAUCCUGCCCAAUAUAGAACACGCCUUUGCAAGGACGAGACCGGGUGCUCGAGGAAAGUUUGCUUCUUUGCUCACAAGCAUGAAGAGCUGCGCCCGUUGUAUGCAUCCACUGGUUCAGCUAUUCCUUCCCCAAAGGCUACCCCAGUCAGUUCUAUGGACAUGUCAACAUUGAGUCCUCUGGCGCUCGGUUCGUCUUCCAUGAUGCUGCCUACUACCACUACUUCAACACCUCCGAUGUCUCCUGCUGCUACGUGUUCGUCCCCAAUGGGCGGAAACAUGUGGCAGGGCAAGGUGAAUCUCACCCCGCCUGCAUUACAGCUUCCUGGUAGUAGGCUAAAGACGUCUCUGAACGCCCGAGACUUGGACUUGGAUAUGGAAAUGCUUGGCUUGGAAAGCAUCCGCACACAGCAGCAACUAAGGCAGCAAUUGAUCGAUGAAAUGGCUGGUCUCUCUUCCCCAUCCUAUUGGAAGAACGAUAACAGGAUGGGUGAUAUGAAGCCUACUAAUCUUGAUGAUGUUUUUGGAUCCUUGGAUUCUCAAUUGUUGUCCCAAUUGCAGGGCCUAUCUCCAAGAAUGACAUCAAACACCAAUUCUCAGUUGUAUUCUCCAUCGGUUUCUCAUAUGCAAGGUGUCUCACCUAAGGUGGCAAGUAACACCUCCCAGCUGCAAUCUCCAACCGGGCUUCAGAUGCGGCAAAACAUGAACCAAUUUCAAGGAAGCUAUUCUAACAUGUCUCAAUCAUCAUCUCCCUUGAGAAAGCCUUCGACAUAUGGAUUCGACUCUUCAGCAGCAGUGGCUGCAGCUGUCAUGAACUCAAGGUCUGCUUCUUUUGCAAAGCAGCGCAGCCAGAGUUUUAUUGACCGUAGUGGAAUUGGCCAUCGUUCUGGCCCCAAUGGCGUUGCUAAUUCACCACCUUUGAUGUCAUCUAAUAUGUCGGAUUGGGGCUCCCCGACUGGGAAAUUGGAGUGGGGCUUUAAUAGCGAGGACACGAACAAGCUCAAGAGAUCUCAAUCUUUUGGUUUUCGCGGUGGAAAUGCUGCUCCAACAAGAUCACCAAUCGCACCAUCUCAAGUCAAUGAGCCAGAUGUCUCGUGGGUUCAUUCCUUGGUGAAAGAUGUGUCCUCCACGGGUACCGGGCUAUAUAGCUCAGAGCAGAAGCGCGGCAGUGUUCAUGACGCCAUUCCACCAUGGCUGGAACAAAUGUACAUAGACCAGGAGCGGAUAGUGGCUUAAUCUAAUUCUAUGCCAUGAGAUUAAUCCAAAGUUAAUUCUUUUCGGAUUCUUAUCAAAAUAUUGGAUAUAUUUUAGCCAUUAGUUUCAAGAUAAUAGCAAGAAUACCCCUGUUACUUGGGGAGAGAGUUGGAUAGGAAGAGUGACUGAUCACAUUGUUUCAACAAUUAAGUGAUUGAAGAAAGAAGCAUUUGUUAUUAACUCAAUGUAAUUUUUUCAUAUUCUUAUAUUUUUUACAAUAAGAUUCCUUUGGGAUUUUGUUCUCUAUAUUCUUCAA